AUGACCAUACGCCCCUCAAGCUAUCUAACGGAAAGAAAAGUGGGAGAUGGACAGACAGUUAUAUCCUCCCUAUUUUCAUACAAUCCAAAAAUCGAUCAAUCUGCAGUAAAAUCUGCACCCAACGUCAUCGAAAAGCCAAGCAAUGCGCCCUUGACUGACUCUUCCACCUUUACAGGUCUCGGCAUCGACCCCCUGAUCGCGACCCACCUUUCCACAAAAAUGGAUAUCCAGAAGCCGACGUCUAUCCAGCGUGCAGCGCUUCCUGCAAUCAUCUCUAACUCUGCUUCCAAGGAUGUAUUCAUUCAAUCUCAAACAGGUUCAGGCAAAACGCUCUCGUUUCUGCUACCCAUAAUACAGGAUCUACUCCCCCUCAGCUCGAAUUCGUACAUCGACAGAUCGAUUGGGACGCUUGCAAUAAUUAUCGCGCCCACUCGUGAACUCGCAACUCAAAUAUCUGAUGUUUUGACAAAGCUGUUGACAAUGCGCUUGCGCACGGCGGAGGACACUGACGGGACCGCGCCAGAAUCGACACGGCUUACAAGAUGGCUCGUCUCUGGUUUACUCACGGGAGGCGCGACCCGCGCACACGAAAAAGCAAGGCUGCGUCGGGGUGUGCCUAUCCUCGUCGCAACGCCUGGACGACUACUUGAUCAUUUGCAAAAUACGGUUGCAUUGGAUGUUGGGAAGUGUCGGUGGCUGGUGCUAGACGAGGCAGAUCGACUAAUGGAGCUAGGGUUUGAGGAGACGGUGAAGGGAAUUGUACAGGGGUUGGAUGGAAGGAGGAAGUUGGCGCUGCAAGCUGUGAAGGAUGGGCAAAGUAAAGAGGUGGGCGGGUGGGAUUGGGAGCGGGAGCGGAGAACGAUCCUCUGUUCAGCGACGAUGAAGGAGGAUGUGCAAAAGCUUGCUGGGACGACGCUCAGGACUCCAAUCAUGGUAAGGGCAACCGAGGCUGACAUCCCCUUGCCCACACCGUCCACAGGUGCUACAACGAAGGACUGUCAGCCUAUCGCUGAGAAGUUUACUCCCCCAUCCCAACUCUCCCAAAAGUACAUGGUGGUCCCGCUCAAAUUGCGUCUCGUUACUCUCAUCGCUCUUCUUCGCUCAUUGCUCGCACAAGCCAAUGCCAGACGAGGGUCCAAAAUCAUCGUAUUCCUGAGCUGCACGGACUCUGUUGACUUCCACUGGAAACUUCUCACCGGGUGCAGUAUGGGCGGCGACGAGGCUUCGUUUGAUUCGGCCUCUGACUCAAAUUCCGACUCAGAAUUGGACGUAGGCGAGGAAGGUGAUAGUGACGAUAGCAGUCAGAGUGACGAGAAGGUGCCCGAGGGGCGCAGCAAGCGAAAUGCGCAUGUGGAAGAGAAAAUCGAGGCAAGAUCGCCCUUGCUUCCAGAGACGUCUAUCUUUCGGCUACAUGGUUCGCUCCCCCUUCAAACCCGUCUCGCAUCCCUCCGCGGGUUCUCCGCAGUUCCAUCAGCAUUUCAGACUUCCGUACUUCUGUGUACUUCAGUUGCUUCGCGUGGUCUUGAUCUGCCUCUUGUGCGCGCAGUCGUGCAGUAUGACUUGCCGACCGAGGGAGGAGCGACAGAGUAUGUGCAUCGCGUGGGCCGCACGGCGCGUGCGGGUAAGGGGGGCGAGGCUUGGAGUAUUGUCGCCCCAAGUGAGGCGUCAUGGGUCGAGUGGGUUGAAGGGAGGAUGAAGGGGGCCGACAAGGAGGACGGUAGUAAGGGGAAGGUGAUAAAAUUAGACAGUGUGAAAGUUGAGGAUAUUCUCAAGAGAGGGUUUGGUGGUGCUGGAAUCGAGUUUGAGGAGAGGGCAACUGAGAUCCAGCUUGCGUUCGAGCGAUGGACUCUAGCGGGCAAGACGAACUCUGACCUCGCGAAACGCGCGUUCCAGUCUCACAUGCGCGCAUACGCCACACAUCCCUCUGACGAAAAACACAUCUUCCACAUUAGACACUUGCAUCUGGGUCAUCUCGCCAAAGCCUUCGCACUGCGCGAGGCACCGAGUGCAGUCGCGGCCUCCAAUAACAAGGCUAAAUCCAAGGCGCGCGGCCAAGCUAGAGUGAAGGCAAAGAAGGAGGGUGUCAGAUUCAGGGAUAACGAAGAAGAGGAUGCCGAUGCCGAGGGACGUAUGCGGAAGGCAGUGCGCGCGCAGGGUAGGACAGUCAAGAAGGGAGGUAUGAUGAGGAGCAUGGGUACGGAUGAGUUUCAGCUUGCGUCCGGGUAUGAUUUGGAAAAGCUGGUCAAUCGGACUUGA
This is a messenger RNA of Heterobasidion irregulare TC 32-1, 2256 nucleotides long. RefSeq lists its product as uncharacterized. Bases 1 to 2256 code for a protein of 751 amino acids. Gene Ontology annotation, cellular component: nucleus. The record is from RefSeq and is a predicted model, not a curated record. Gene Ontology annotation, biological process: ribosome biogenesis. The transcript is spliced from 4 exons. NCBI's taxonomy places the organism in Eukaryota, Fungi, Basidiomycota, Agaricomycetes, Russulales, Bondarzewiaceae. Gene Ontology annotation, molecular function: ATP binding; nucleic acid binding.